Papaver somniferum (opium poppy) is the source of this 2083-nucleotide messenger RNA. Its product is annotated as pentatricopeptide repeat-containing protein At5g10690-like. Gene Ontology annotation, molecular function: protein binding. The transcript has 12 exons. NCBI's taxonomy places the organism in Eukaryota, Viridiplantae, Streptophyta, Magnoliopsida, Ranunculales, Papaveraceae. Bases 143 to 1996 code for a protein of 617 amino acids. The record is from RefSeq and is a predicted model, not a curated record.
AAUUCUAAUAGAGACCAAACAUACCCUUUCCCCUAUCGUUUUGUCCAAAAUAGAACUCCAACCAUGAAUGUACAUUCUGUCCACAUUAUCUUCUUCUUCUCUCUACAAACCCCAUGAUGCUGCAUAAAUUACAGCAACAGUGAUGCAGACAAUUAAUGGCUUCUCUUCUUCUACUUCUUAUUCCCGUCACACCCUGAAUUUUCUUUUUAGAGUUCUUUCUGUUUCUGCCAAAAAACCUCAUCCUUACUCCACCAUCUUUUCUUCUUCUUCUGUUCAUCGCCUUCAAACCAAACGAACUUCCGCUCCAAAAAACUGUGAGAAUCCUAGUCUCAAAAGACUCACUUCUCGAAUAGUUGAACUCACCCGUAGAAAACAACUUCACCAGGUAUUUCAGGAAAUUGGGUAUGCAAAGAAGCGAUAUGGUAAGGUGAAUACAAUUGUGAUGAAUGCCGUAAUGGAAGCUUGUGUUCAUUGCGGUGAUGUUGAUUCAGCUCUUCGGAUCUUUCAUGAGAUGGAAAUGCCUGAUAAUUGUGGAGUUGAUACUAUUAGUUUUGGUAUCCUGUUGAAGGGCUUAGGUGUGGCUCGAAGAAUAGAUGAAGCAUUUCAGUUAAUUGAAUCAAUGGAGCGACCAACUGUUUUAGGAAAUCCAGGGAUGUCACCAGAAGUGAUCUAUGGGUUUUUCAAUGCUCUGAUUGAAGCAGGGGAUCUCCGCCGUGCUCAUGGACUUCUUGCACGAUAUCGUGUUGUGCUUCGUGGAGGAGGUCCGUCAAUCCAAAUGUACAACUUAUUAAUGAAGGGGUAUAUAAAUGCUGGCUGUCCUGAGGAUGCUUUGGCUGUACACAAUGAAAUUCUAAGCAAAGGAAUAAAGACCGAUCGGUUUACUUAUAAUACUCUUUUGUUGGCAUGUGUAAAGUCUGAAAGGAUGGAUGCUGCAAUGCAGCUAUAUGCUGAAAUGAAGGACGAAGCGCAAAAAAUUGGAAGCCAUUAUCUUUUUCCAGAUACUGUCACUUACACUACGUUAAUUAAGGGCUUUGGGAGUGCCAAGGACUUGCAUUCAGUUCUAAAGAUUGUGAUGGAAAUGAAAUCAUUGCCCGAUCUGCUUAUUGAUCGAAUUGCAUACACCGCGAUUAUUGAUGCCUUGCUAUCUUGUAAUUCAACUAAAAGUGCGAUUUGCAUAUUUGGAGAGCUAUUGAAGCGAGCAGGUGGGAAUCCAAAACUGCGGCCAAAACCACACCUUUAUCUUUCUAUGAUGCGAGCUUUUGCUCUUAGAGGAGAGUAUAGUAUGGUCAAAAGUCUUCAUUCACGCAUGUGGCCAGAUACUUCAGGAGUCAUCUCUACUGCACUUCAAGCAGAAGCCGAUGAACUCCUUAUGGAAGCAGCAAUAACUAAUGGUCAGGUUGAUGUGGCUAGACGGAUACUCUCAAAUAUUGUCACGAAAUGGGAAUGCGUAUCCUGGACAAACAGAGGAAGCAUGGCUGCUGUAAGGGUCGAGGCUUUAUCUGGAUUCACCAGAUCUGCAUUUACCCCUUACCUCCUUCCUCAGGUAUCUCUGGAUGAUCCAAUUGAGACUAUAAUGAGACCGUUUGGAGAAGCUCAGCCAUUGCUAGUCAACUUAGACGUGGAGAAUGUACCAAUGCGAUUCUUCAAAGAUGAAGUUGUCCCUAUUAUUGACGAAUGGGGAAGCUGUGUAGGAAUUGUUCAUCGGGAAGAUUGCAAUCAGCUGAACACAUCUCUAUCAUCAAUCAUGCGGAGCCCUCCCCGUGUUACAACCUCAACAUCAAUCGGCAGAGUCAUAGAAUUACUACUGGAGAAGAAGUACAAAAUGAUCAUUAUUGGCAGGCCUCCGUAUGAAUAUGAUGGGACUAGUGGUGUUUACAGGUCUAAUUUAAGAGCAGUUGGUGUUUUUACAUCUAAACAAUUAUUUAAUCUUGCUGUUACAGAAUCAGAAGAGCUAGAACCUUGUAUAUAUGUACAGCAUCAACAUAAUUGCGAAUAAAAAGUCACAAGUGUUGGCUUUGUUGUUGGUAAAUUGUUACUAAUAUUGACUUAUAAAGAAAUGUUAUCUGUGGUUCGCUUGGCUACC